UGCACGGAUCAAGGGGGCAAGGCGCCGCAAAGUAUAAAUACUGUGACUUCAAUAGAGGAUCACCAGCAGGUUCCCAACUCCGCUACCAAAGGAGGGAGGAAUUGGCUGAGAAGAUAUAUUCUUUAUGUGUUUUUUACCUUCUUCCAGAGUUGGCAGCAUCAUCUCGUAUCAUUUUCAAGGGGUCGACUUUAAAACGAGCCACACCAUUGAUGUCUUAAGCUGUCGUGGAGCAAAGGGAGAGAGUGUGUGAGUGUGUGUGUGUGGUGUGUGUGGUGUUUUUUUUUUUUUUUUUUUUAAGAGGAGAGAAGGCAGUGAUGGAAGAGCUCACCGCUUUCGUGUCUAAGUCUUUCGAUCAGAAAGUAAAGGAGAAGAAGGAAGUGAUAACCUACAGGGAGGUGUUGGAGACCGGGUCGACGCGCGCAGGGAGCAGGGAGUCUUUAACCGUGGAGCCGGGGAGUCGAGAGGAGGCAGCAGUCGUCACCCGGAACGUUGCGCUUUCGCCGGGCAGGGAAACGGACAUGCUCGGCCCGGAGAGAAUCAGGGACGCGGGGAGCCCCAAACUCAUAGACGGCAACACGGACGUGAAGGAAAGGAAAGAGGACUCGAAGCCUUUAGAGGACGAGUCACAGACUAAAAUCAAACAGAGGAGAAGUCGGACUAACUUCACAUUAGAGCAGCUCAACGAGCUAGAGCGGCUCUUCGACGAGACCCACUACCCGGACGCCUUCAUGCGGGAGGAGCUUAGCCAGCGACUGGGACUGUCGGAGGCCCGAGUACAG
Molecule: messenger RNA, 779 nt
Organism: Plectropomus leopardus (leopard coralgrouper)
Lineage: Eukaryota; Metazoa; Chordata; Actinopteri; Perciformes; Serranidae
Source: RefSeq, a predicted model, not a curated record